Messenger RNA from Benincasa hispida (wax gourd), 2058 nucleotides. It is a transcript of the gene USP, whose product is annotated as UDP-sugar pyrophosphorylase. The record is from RefSeq and is a predicted model, not a curated record. Gene Ontology annotation, biological process: UDP-N-acetylglucosamine biosynthetic process. Gene Ontology annotation, molecular function: UDP-N-acetylglucosamine diphosphorylase activity. Lineage: Eukaryota; Viridiplantae; Streptophyta; Magnoliopsida; Cucurbitales; Cucurbitaceae.
AUGGCUUCCUCUGUCGAUUCCACUGCACUCGAGCUUUCUCAGCUUGGAAUCAAUGAAGAUUUCGUUUCCUCUGUUCCUAAUUUACGGAAGAAUCUCCACCUUCUAUCUCCUGAACAGAUUGAAUUGGUGAAGAUAUUGUUGGAAAUGGGGCAGAGUCAUCUUUUUGAACAUUGGGCCGAGCCUGGCGUUGAUGAUAAUGAAAAGAAGGCUUUCUUCGACCAGGUUGCUCGGCUUAAUUCUAGCUAUCCUGGGGGGUUGGCCUCCUAUAUCAAGACUGCCAGAGGACUCUUAGCAGAUUCCAAAGCAGGAAAGAACCCAUUCGAUGGCUUCACUCCCUCUGUUCCAACUGGUGAAGUUUUGACUUUUGGCGAUGAUAGCUUUGCCAGCUUUGAGGACAGAGGUGUAAGAGAAGCCCGAAAGGCUGCAUUUGUUCUUGUUGCUGGUGGGCUUGGGGAGCGGCUAGGAUAUAAUGGAAUUAAGGUGGCUCUUCCAGCAGAAACCACUACUGGAACAUGUUUCUUACAGAGUUACAUUGAAUACGUUUUGGCUCUUCAAGAAACUAGCAAUAGACUUGCAGGUGAAUGUCAAACAGAGAUUCCUUUUGUAAUAAUGACAUCAGAUGAUACUCAUACACGUACAGUAGAACUGUUGGAAUCAAAUUCUUAUUUUGGAAUGAAACCCUCACAAGUUAAACUUUUAAAACAGGAAAAAGUUGCUUGUUUGGAUGAUAAUGAGGCCAGGCUUGCCGUUGAUCCACAUAACAAAUAUAGGAUUCAGACCAAGCCUCAUGGCCACGGGGAUGUCCAUGCACUUCUGUACUCUAGUGGCCUUCUCAAAAAUUGGCACAAUGCUGGUUUAAGAUGGGUUCUCUUUUUCCAAGAUACAAAUGGGCUUCUAUUCAAGGCAAUUCCAGCUUCUUUGGGUGUAAGUGCUACAAGAGAGUACCAUGUUAAUUCUCUUGCUGUUCCACGCAAAGCAAAAGAAGCCAUUGGUGGAAUUACUCGUCUUACACACGCUGAUGGGAGGUCUAUGGUUAUCAAUGUGGAAUAUAAUCAGCUUGAUCCACUGCUUAGAGCAACUGGAUUUCCUGAUGGUGAUGUCAAUAAUGAAACCGGCUUCUCUCCUUUUCCAGGAAAUAUAAACCAACUAAUUUUAGAACUUGGUCCCUAUAUUGAGGAGCUGAGCAAAACAGGAGGUGCUAUAAAGGAGUUUGUCAAUCCCAAAUAUAAAGAUGCUAGCAAGACUUCUUUCAAGUCCUCAACCCGAUUGGAGUGUAUGAUGCAAGAUUAUCCAAAGACAUUACCUCCAUCAGCUAGAAUUGGAUUUACGGUGAUGGAUACCUGGCUUGCUUAUGCUCCAGUGAAGAAUAACCCCGAAGAUGCUGCUAAGGUACCGAAGGGAAACCCUUAUCACAGUGCUACUUCAGGGGAAAUGGCCAUCUACCGUGCAAAUAGCCUUAUUCUCAGAAAGGCAGGAGUUCAAGUAGCCGAUCCAGUUGAACAAGUGUUCAAUGGCCAAGAGGUUGAAGUCUGGCCUCGCAUCACAUGGAAACCGAAAUGGGGUUUGACCUUUUCAGAGAUAAAGAGCAGAGUUAGUGGAAAUUGCUCCAUUUCUCAGCGUUCUACCAUGGUUAUCAAGGGGAAAAACGUUUAUCUAAAAGAUCUCUCCUUGGAUGGAACUCUUAUUGUGAAUACAGCUGAAGAUGCUGAGGUAAAAGUGGAGGGUUCAGUGCAAAACAAGGGUUGGACACUCGAACCCGUUGAUUAUAAAGAUACUUCAGUGCCAGAGGAAAUAAGGAUUAGGGGCUUCAGAAUCAACAAAAUCGAGCAGGAAGAAAGAAACUGAGACUUGAACUUCAGCCUGCAAUACCUUGAAGGUGAAGUUCUUAUUCGUGGCGUUUGUUGGACCAGUUUUUGCUGUGAAAUAAUUUGUUUUCCUUACCUUAGGAAAAGAAAAUUUGUAACAUUUUUGAUUCUAUAAUAAAUAUGUAUGUUAAGUUGGUCUCAAAUAAUUUGGUUGAGCAAUAAUAAUAUUUUGAGAUGGAGAAUGAAAUUUCUA